This is a messenger RNA of Suillus paluster, 1545 nucleotides long. Its product is annotated as nucleotide-sugar transporter-domain-containing protein. Gene Ontology annotation, cellular component: Golgi membrane. The transcript is spliced from 2 exons. The record is from RefSeq and is a predicted model, not a curated record. The coding region runs from base 1 to 1545 and encodes 514 amino acids. NCBI's taxonomy places the organism in Eukaryota, Fungi, Basidiomycota, Agaricomycetes, Boletales, Suillaceae. Gene Ontology annotation, biological process: pyrimidine nucleotide-sugar transmembrane transport. Gene Ontology annotation, molecular function: UDP-galactose transmembrane transporter activity.
AUGUACCAUCGUGCAUACCCGUCCGUCCGCUCCGUUCCCUCAUCUUCAAACAUCUUCGGAACGACAACUCCCAGUCCACGCUUAGCUCCAUUGCUUCCUCCUUCAGGACUCAAUGGACUCUCACCCAAAUCAUCGGGUUUACUUCUCAAUCAGCAUCUAAAUGCAAUCCUACCAGAAACAGCCCCGAGAGAACCAACCAUUUGUGGUAUGCCUCUCAAAUACGUAUCGCUCAUCACGCUCGCCGUCCAAAACGCGACCUUGUCCAUCGUGAUGCACUACUCCCGCGUAUCGACGCCUGCCCACUUGUCUUAUUCACCUGCAGCCGCAGUACUAUUAGGCGAAAUCCUCAAAGGGUCGAUAUCCUUCGUGAUUGCGCUAUGGAGAGCACAGGACAUAGGAGAAUCACAUUGGUCAUCCCGGAAAUCAUUCAAUGGCCUCGUGCAAUCCUUAUUUCCAUGGUCUGCGCCAUUCCGCCAAGUAUGCAGUGAGAUUUUCAGCCCCGAUUGUUGGAAGCUGUCCAUACCAGCUAUCCUUUACGUCGUGCAGAACUCAUUGCAGUUCGUGGCUAUCGGUAAUCUGCCCGUGGCGUCCUUCCAGGUGGCAUACCAGAUGAAGAUCCUCACUACCGCUGCGUUCUCGGUAGUCCUCCUCCGGAAGACGAUCUCCUCGACGAAAUGGUUGUCGUUGUUUUUCUUAGCGAUUGGUGUUGGUAUCGUCCAGGUGCAGACCACUGCGUCGAAUAGUGGGACACGGGAGAUUCGCGUGGGGAGUGCACAUGACGCAGCACCCUUGUACACCCACAUUAUGAGCCCGCUGAAAGGUUUUGGUGCGGUUACUGCGGCCUGCUUUACAUCUGGCCUCGCCGGUGUCUACUUUGAGAUGGUGCUCAAGAACUCCAAGGCAGACCUGUGGGUGCGCAACGUCCAGCUCUCGCUCUUCUCCCUACUCCCCGCCUUCCUCCCGAUCCUCUACGGCCCUGCACAACCGUCUUCCAUGAGCUUCUUGAGUUACCUCUUCCGAAACUUUGGUGGAUGGGCCUGGGCCACGGUGGCGACACAAGUCUUUGGUGGUUUGGUGACUGCUGUCGUGAUCAAGUACUCGGACAAUAUCUUGAAGGGGUUCGCGACAUCACUAUCCAUCAUUCUCUCCUUCCUUGCCUCCGUCGUGCUCUUCGACUUUCACAUCACCCCCUCCUUCAUCAUCGGAGCUUCCACGGUGCUCGCAGCGACUGCAAUGUACAACCAGCCUCCGUUGCAUGAGACGAAGAUAACAUCCUCCAUCAGCGGCGGCUCAAAGCCGUUUUCCGACGCCCCUCUGGGUCCGGAUGAUCCUAUAAUCGGUCAAUUCCCAUUACAGAAGAAGUCUUCGCCGUUUGGAAGCCCCCGAGUUAUCGCCAGUGCUCUCGGCCUUGCAGAAAAGCCCUCUAGCACGGUCGAGAUUGACCACUUCUCUGAUAUGGAAUCCACCUCGCGAUACCUCAACGCACCCUACGGCUCUCCCUUUCCAUCACGUACGCCCACACCCAGGCCUGAAGAGCGGCUGUGA